Molecule: messenger RNA, 2055 nt
Organism: Ogataea philodendri
Lineage: Eukaryota; Fungi; Ascomycota; Pichiomycetes; Pichiales; Pichiaceae
Exons: 1
Coding region: 1-2055 (684 amino acids)
Biological process (GO): nucleoside diphosphate catabolic process
Cellular component (GO): membrane
Molecular function (GO): nucleoside diphosphate phosphatase activity
Source: RefSeq, a predicted model, not a curated record
AUGGUUUCAGACAACUACGGGAUAGUUGUUGAUUCGGGCUCUUCUGGCUCGCGGAUUCAGAUCUACAAAUGGAAAGAUCCAGAAGAAUUACAGAAAGAGUCCAAGGAUGACGGUAUAUUGUCCUCUGUUCCUCAGAUUGUUCAGGAGGACAAUUGGACCUACAAGAUAUCCAAGGGACUAUCUACUUUUGCAGACCAUCCAAACGAUGUUUGGGAGGACCAUUUUGAGCCUUUGGUUGAGUAUGCCGAGCAGAUCAUCCCUGAGGAUAAGCUCUCGUCUACCCCUAUUUUUAUUCAAGCCACGGCAGGGAUGCGUCUAAUUCCACAACAAAAGCGCGAAAAGGUGCUGGAAAAGGUUUGCAAGGCCCUGAAAGAACACACACAUUUCAAGAUCGACAGUUGUGAGGACCACGUUCAGGUCAUCGACGGAGAAACAGAGGGACUUUAUGGCUGGAUUGGUCUCAAUUAUCUCAAGGGGAAGUUGAAUAAUUACGACUCGAAAGCAUCAAUCACAGACCAUGACUCGUUUGGAUUUAUGGAUAUGGGUGGAGCAUCCACCCAGAUAGCGUUUGUUCCCUCGGACAUGAAGGAUAUCGAGCAACAUAAGGACGAUCUGUAUAAAGUGAGGCUCAGAAACAUCAACGGAGAGUCGCAGGACUGGUCUGUUUUCGUGUCCACCUGGCUGGGUUUUGGAGCUAACGAGGCGCGCAAACGGCAUUUGAAGAACCUGAUUGGAACCUUGCCAGAAGGCCUGAACUAUGAUUCUGACGGUGAUAGCAAGUACGAUCUAUUUGAUCCAUGUUCUCCAAAAAACAUGCAGAUCGAACAAGAGUUGAACGGCAUCACGUAUCAGAUCACAGGCCAAGGAGACUACAAAACGUGUUUGAAACACAUCUAUCCUCUUUUGUUGAAGCAUUUGCCGUGUAAAGAGGAUCCAUGUUUAUUUAACGGUGUUCAUGCACCAAAGAUCGAUUUCGAGAAGGACAAAUUUGUCGGUGUGAGUGAGUACUGGUACACGGCCAACGAUGUGUUCCACAUGGGAGGAGCUUAUAAUUUUCUCAAGUUUGAGGAAAGACUCAAGGAAUUCUGCGAGACAGAAUGGGAGCAGAUAGAGACCAAUUUCCGGAAUAACCAGUAUGGAAGCAACAUCCCAGAACCUAUCUUAAGAGACUCAUGUUUCAAAGCAAGUUGGGUGGUCAACGUUCUUCAUGAAGGGUUUGAGUUACCUCGUAUUGGUUUUGAAAAGGACGAUCUAAGCAACGACGAAAUUGAGAAGCUCAACAAACAAGACACAGAACAUAUUCCAUUCCAAAGUGCCAACCAGAUCGACGGAGCAGAGCUUUCGUGGACGCUGGGAAAGAUCGUUUUGUAUGCGUCUUCUCAAAUACCUACCAACGACGGUGGCUCCGUGGGAGUGGUUCCAAGUGAGACAGUCCAGUACAUUUCCCCAGCUCCGAUUCUGGGUUCAACCAAUGAGGAAUCGUUGCAAGGAUACUUUGUUUUCAUGAUUGGACUGCUGUUCUUUGGUGCCUUGAGUUACGGAUUGUACACGAAGAAACACGUUUCGUUCAAGUUUUUGAAAGGACGCAAUAUCAAGAAUAUCCAGGCGAGUUCAACUAGACGAUUUUUCCAACAAGGAUACUCCGAGAUCCUCAACAGAGUAAAGCACCUGAGACACCCAACCACCUCGUCAGACGAGGAGUCUGCAAUCUACGAAGACGACAAUUUACCAGGGUUGCAAAGACGCACAUCUUCUUCAUCGAUCCCCGCCAAUACCAGCACUUUGAGAACGCGCUCAAAUGUCAAUCUGUCAGACACGCUCAAUGAUAUUCCGCACUUUGGACGGUCUUUCUCUGCCAACUCUCUUCCUGGCAAGAUCAGCACUAACGGCGACAAAUCUGGUCUUACUUUCGAUUUCAUGGGCAAGAAGUACAACAAGUACAUAAAACGGUCGGAGUCGCCCGGCCGGUCUGUUCCGUUCCCUCAACCGUUAAGCAUGACUGGCGGGUCCCAGUUGGAGCUCAAAACUCUAGCAAAGGGCAAAACCAGCGACUAG